AUGCGCAAGAUGUACGAGGGACAAGCUGCUGCGACAGAAGAGAAAGAGAGCGCGGUGUUGGCUGCUAUAGAGUCGGUCAAAGCUGGUGGCAAACGGGCCCGCAUGACCGAGUACCUUGAGGGCGACGCUGCUGCGGCAAAAUGUGAAGCACACAAAGGCCUUGCGCUCAUGUUUGCCGCAUUUCGCCUCCUAGAGAACCUCAUCGACCAUCUGCUCUUCGUCAACUCUAUGCACCUGGUUGCACGCAGCGGUCACGGCUACAUUCCCCCACAUUGCAAGUACAUCGGCGGGGCCGGACUGCUCGCUUGCCGCAAGGGUACUGAGAACGGCGUGAUGGGGAUCAAGGCUAGCUGGAAGAAGACGGGUGUUACCAUCGCGUCCGACAUGAUGACGGACAAGUGUGGCAGGCCGCAGGCAAAUGUCCUCCUCGUGAAUGACGCUUGCGCCGUCCUGAAGGAGUGUGUGGACUACAACAUGGAGAAGAAGAUAGGGGGAUAUGUUGCGUGGUUACUGAAACCCGUCGUGGAGAAAGUGGGACCUGUGAACAUCGUUGCGCUCUAUAUGGAUGGGGAUUUUAACUACGCAUCGGUGUGCCAGAAGCUGAUUGAGAUGUGGCCCCACAUUCAGCAGGUUCCUUAUGCCACCCACGUCAUGGACCUGAUGAUGGAGGACGUGGGGAAAAUGGGCUCCACCCUCACGCAGAUGGUCCUCGGCAACGAGUGGAAGGAGUGGGCUGCUUGCUCGCUCAAGGUGGCUGCAGAGAAGUUUGCCGCAUUGGUACUCGACUCGACUUGGUGGAAAACAGCCGAGUUUUUCACCAAGCUGCUGGAGCUCCCUUUCGAGGCGAUGUGCAAGACGGACGGGGAGGCAAAAGGGCUGAUGGGCAGGAUCUACGACGUGAUGCUCCAACGCACAGAGGACGUUGGGGCUCUCGUGGAUGCCGAUGAGAAGCAGUUGUGCUAUAGCGAGAAGCAACAGAUCCGCCGCAUCCUAAAAACUGGUGGGACGGGAGCCUCGCGUGCGCCAUGCAUGUGGCAGGCCAUGCACGCCAACCUCAACCCCGCGAACCAGGAAGAAGACAUCUUUGGAAGCGACGCCGAAUGCACGCACGUCUUCAAAGCGUUCCUUCACCAGCAUGCGCAGUUUCUCGUUGGCCACGACGGGAAGGGGAGGGAUGGGGCCUGUGAUUACUUGGUUAAGUUGGGGGACGGGCUGAGGGAUAUCUUGGACAUGAAGGGGAGUUUCGGGAUGGCGGAGGCUGUGACACAAAGGGAGAAGGUGAAGGCGGGCACUUACAGCAUGGUGAAGCGGUGGCAGUGGAACGGGACAGAUGCCCCCCGCAUUGCGUCCCUCACCAUCCGGAUUCUCUCUCACAGCCCGUCUUGGCUUCACCCUCCGAAGCCCCCCAUCCUCAAAGGUUACAAUGUGCUGGAUGAGGAGGAAGAGGAGGAGGAGGAGGAGGAGGAGGAGGAGGAGGAGGAGGAGGAGGAGGAGGAGGAGGAGGAGGAGGAGGAGGAAGAGGAGGAGGAGGAGGAUGACGACGACAUCUUGGAGGACGAGUAUGAGUAG
Closterium sp. NIES-65 is the source of this 1569-nucleotide messenger RNA. The record is from the annotation of a GenBank genome assembly. NCBI's taxonomy places the organism in Eukaryota, Viridiplantae, Streptophyta, Zygnematophyceae, Desmidiales, Closteriaceae.